AUGCCUCACACUACUCUUCACGUAGAUGCAAUCCUCUUUGAUAUGGACGGCACUUUGGUUGACUCGACCGCAGGUGUGGUCGGCGCUUGGGAGCUGUUCCGGCAAACCUACCCAACCAUCGACGUACACAACAUUUUGAGCUCUGCGCAUGGAGUUCGUACCGUCGACAAUUUGAGAAAAUAUUGCGGUAUUGAAGAUCCCGAGAUCCUGGAAGCAGAGUCGGCAAGAUUUGAACAGGCGAUCGUCACCUCUUCAACCCAAGGUGGUCGCCAGGGCAUUGUCCUUUUACCGGGAGUUAAACCUAUCAUGGAGGAGAUCGCUCCUGGACGAUAUGGACCCAAGCCAUGCUGGGCCAUUUGCACAUCUGCUACCCGGGACUACGCGACUUCCGCCCUGAACACCGCAGGCAUCCCUAUACCAGAUGUCUUCGUUGCAUCCGAAGAUGUAUCACAGGGGAAACCGUUUCCAGAUCCCUACCUCCUUGGCGCUAAAUUAUCUGGCGUGAAGCCUGAAAACUGUAUUGUCUUCGAAGACGCGCCUAAUGGUGUUCGUAGCGGGCGUGACGCCGGAUGCAAAACUGUUGCUUUGCUUACAACUCACUCCCGGGAACAGCUGGAAGCUGCCAAACCAGAUUACAUCGUGAAGGACCUUUCAAGUGUUUCGAUUACGCGCACUGCGACAGGGGUAUCAGUCACACUCCAAACCCUUUGA
Psilocybe cubensis is the source of this 711-nucleotide messenger RNA. RefSeq lists its product as uncharacterized. Lineage: Eukaryota; Fungi; Basidiomycota; Agaricomycetes; Agaricales; Agrocybaceae. Gene Ontology annotation, molecular function: beta-phosphoglucomutase activity; sugar-phosphatase activity. The transcript has 7 exons. The record is from RefSeq and is a predicted model, not a curated record. The coding region runs from base 1 to 711 and encodes 236 amino acids.